CGAACAUGGUGGACGCGCGGUAUCCACGCUCUUAGCGCGGAUCGGUUCACGAGGAAAGAGACGGGGAGAGCGGGUGAGAGGGCGAGCGCAAGCGCAAUGAGCCAUGGAGUUGCUCUCGACGCACGCCACAUUGAAAGCUUGCGACAUGCCGCAAAGCCGCUCAGUCGUGCGCCAGCUCUCAUGCGGGUGGUAUCGUUUUCUCGGUUUCUCAUCAUUCCUUGUGGUGUACCGUAACCGCGAGCACGAAAAAGCCCGCGUAGGCGUGGUGAACGCGUUGGCACAUACGAACCACGCGGUUUUAAGCGAAGAAGAAACAAUCGCGUUUCUCUAAAACGAUCGAACAUUAGAUGCUCGUCUUCGUCCUCGAAAAUUGGAAUAGUCGAGGGUCACGUUUUGAUACUUGGACCAGUGUCAGAUCUCGGCUCGUCCGCACAGGAAAAUUCCCGACUUGCCAUACGAGCUCGUUCUCUCGUGGUAAAGUUUCACAGCGAUACGUUUGGCUCUCUCUCUCUGUCUUUUUUUCCGGACAACACCGUGACACCGAGAGUACGAGAGUACGCGUAAUUAUUAUUAAAAGAAAGUAAUAACAAGGAUUAAAGAACAAGAAUCGAUUUUACGAACGAUCGGAUAUCUACUCGGUAAAGAGUAGGAAAAAAAAAAAAAAAAAAAGAAGAAGGUGAUAGGACAGAAUUGCGGAAAGAUAUUACGGUAUUUGUGAUGUGCGAGUGAAGGCAAUGGAGUCACCAGUCAUGUACGAUUCAGCGGCCCAUCAGGCCCAGGCCCACGGUGCGGCCGAUCUUAAGAAGUCUCAGGUACUCAGCAACAACAACAACAACAACAACAAUCAUCAGAGCAACAACAACAAUAACAACAACGCUGCGAAUAACAACAACUCGGCUCUUCAAGUGAAUCAUAAUCACAGCCAGCAGCAAAGCGGUUCGGUGGUGAGCAAGGUCUCGGCGAGCAAGGCUAGCCUUCACCAACAAUACGCGGAACAUUGCGCCGCGGCCGGCGAGCUGACAGACCUGAACACACCCGAGAUAUCGUUAGAUCUGCAGCACCUGAUCGACGACAGCCACUUCAACGACGGCCUGUUGGACAUGUUGGGGGCGAACAACGGAGCGGUGAAGCACGUGAGAACGCCGGGUUAUCCACGCACAACGCUCGCCUACAUGCCGCAACCUGUCCACAGCGGAGCGAGUUAUCACCAGGGCAGCAACAGUUGUAGCGACAGCAACAGCUCGAGUUCCGAGUCGCCCAGCAUCAAAGAGGAACCAUUAGACCCGGCGGAUUAUCGCCGCCACUGCCCGCAAUAUCCGCCCGGUGGAUACAGCCCGGUCACGAACGGGCCGUUCGCGAACGGAGCGCCGACCUUCACCACUUUGACACCGUCCACGGUACCGGGUGGCCAUCCCGGUGCACCGGUCCAUCAACCACCGCCACGGGGCGGGCCGAUGAAACCGGUGAUGGCCCAUCAACACCACGCGAACACUGCCGCCGCCGUUGCCAGAAAACAGACGAAGACGAUCGACAAGGCGAGCGACGAGUACAGAAGGCGUCGCGAGAGGAACAACAUAGCGGUGAGAAAGAGCCGCGAGAAGGCAAAGGUACGAUCGAGGGAGACCGAGGAGAAGGUGAAGCUGUUGGUUAAGGAUAACGACCUGCUCAAGAAGAGGAUCGAACUGCUCACGGAGGAGCUCAACGUUCUCAGGUCUUUGUUCAGCAGCGUCGGAGUGGUACCGGAACAAUUGCACCGCGAGAUCUCGAGGCAUCUCGAUCAGUUCCAGCAACACGCGGUGGGACCCAUGUAGCGCACGACGUCAUCAUCCUCGUCGAGCAUCGCGGUGCCAUCGCGCCGCGCGUAUCGCGCCUUUCUCUCGUCCACCGCCGUCGACCUUCGUCCCUUCCCUUUCGAAUCGAUACCAUUGCGAAAGAGACGCGCCUCGAAACGACUUCCGCUUUCCGGAUGCUCGCCCGACGCUCCCUCUCGAUCCUUUCGCGUCCGCGUCAUCCGGGUAAAAGUAAAGAAGAACGUCCUGGAUCGAGCAUCGCGGCCGUUACUGCGUCUUUUGUCCCGUUCCAUCACGCGGAGAACGCGAGGUGCACGUGCGUUCCCUCGAGAGAAACGACACGCGGAUCGCGGACAGAAGAAAAGACGCGGUGGGAAUGGAAAACGGAGAGGAAGACGGAUCCUCGAGGAGAGGAGAAGGGAAAGAAGAAGCGAGGAAUAACAGAGAGAAGGAGGAAGAGGCGUGACUCGUUUGAAGAAGAGACGCUCGUCGGUUUCGCCCGAGGAGAAGCUUUUCGGCAGCUGGAGCUUACGUCGACAACUUUUCACGUGUUGGAAGAAAAGUGCCUCUGCUCAUGGCGAACUUUUAUUUACACCAAGUGCAUCGGACACUUUCUCUGUUCGUCUGUUAAUACGACGCGUUACAACAAUACGGAGAAAAAGAUAUGGAGAAAAACGGGGGGAGAAAAAAAAAAAAAAAAAAAAGCCACGAGCAAUUUCGAGAUUUUCGCGCAGCCGCCAUGUUGUUGCGACUCUUUUCUUUGACCCUUUGGAAUUUACGCGAGAGAUAAACGAAAAUUAAGAUUAAGGAUGGGCGAUCGAUUCGUCCGAUCUUCUUUGUUUCUUUUUUUUUUUCUUCUUCUUCUUUUUUUCGUGUCUAACUUUUAUUUUUUUUUUCUUUUUCUUUUUUCUUUUUUUCUCAAUGUACGUAAGACUGGGUGGUGAUCACCGCGUGUUUCGCGGGUUCGCCGCCUCAUUCGAUCGCGUAAUUCGCAACACGGAGAGACGCGUUGCGACUCUGAACAAAUCGCGCAUCGAUGUGUACAAACGCAUCAAUUACAUUUACAUACAUAUACACAUAUACACUUAGACACACACACACACACACACACACACACACACACAAAACGAUCACACCUAAGAGAAUAUUUGUAAUCAACGCGCGCAUACGUAAAUUCGCUCGCAUAAAUCUUCGAUUCUCUUAAUGUUAUAUAUUUUCGAUGCACCUUACUCCGAUCGCACAUACACACGUGCGAAGGAAAACACGCACACGUACAUUCAUAGAACAUACACACAUGGCAGAGUACAUAUAUAUGUUUACAUAUUGACGAUGCGAUGGACGCGAUGUACACGUGCACCGCGUUACGUUCAGACUUAUAGAUAUAUACAUAUAUAUAUGUGUGUAUAUAUAUAUAUAUAUAUAUAUAUCGACCGAUUAAAUUAGAUAAUCAUUCUCAUUACCAAGUACCUAAAAAAAGGCAUCAUACCGAGAUACCGUAAUUUUUGCGAAACAGUAUCGAAAUGAAAAAUAACGACGUUAACGCUACCUUCUCGAUUCGCGCAUCGUACUCUUUCUCGGCAGGAGUGAUGCGACCCGACCAACCGAGGAAAGGAAACGCGAACAACACCCACAUAUGCCCACAGAAAAAAAAAAAAAAAAGAAAGAAAAGCACACUCUUUAUCACACACGCCCUUGUAUUAUAGCUCUAUAUUUUAAUUUUAUUAUAUUCGAGAUGUAUGUACAUAAAAAAAAAAAAAAAAGCUAAUAUAUUUUGUUAGAGAAACGAAACGAAGCGGACUCGUGUUUUUUGCGAGAGAGAGAGAGA
Messenger RNA from Apis laboriosa (Himalayan honeybee), 3615 nucleotides. RefSeq names its product CCAAT/enhancer-binding protein (gene slbo). The transcript has a single exon. Gene Ontology annotation, molecular function: DNA-binding transcription factor activity, RNA polymerase II-specific; RNA polymerase II cis-regulatory region sequence-specific DNA binding. NCBI's taxonomy places the organism in Eukaryota, Metazoa, Arthropoda, Insecta, Hymenoptera, Apidae. Bases 735 to 1811 code for a protein of 358 amino acids. Gene Ontology annotation, biological process: DNA-templated transcription; regulation of transcription by RNA polymerase II. The record is from RefSeq and is a predicted model, not a curated record.